This is a messenger RNA of Phaeodactylum tricornutum CCAP 1055/1, 1895 nucleotides long. It is a transcript of the gene CRTISO3, whose product is annotated as carotenoid isomerase. The coding region runs from base 65 to 1852 and encodes 595 amino acids. The record is from RefSeq and is a predicted model, not a curated record. Gene Ontology annotation, molecular function: oxidoreductase activity. The transcript has 3 exons. Lineage: Eukaryota; Bacillariophyta; Bacillariophyceae; Surirellales; Neidiaceae. Gene Ontology annotation, biological process: carotenoid metabolic process.
GUCAAUAUUCGCGCUUGAGCGACACAGUGCUCGGGUGUAUUGCCAACUGAUUCACUUCAACAAAAUGUUUGCGAUUUCUAGUCAGUUGACGCUGACGCUAGUAGGUCACUUGAUACUCCUGCAUAUGAUGGAAAACAGUGCGAUCUGCUCGGCUUUCGUCCCGGCUUCUCAACGGACAACGUUUUCCAAUUGCCGACGCAGCAAAAAUAGAGUUGGUCGACAUGGAUGCUUCCUCCUAGCUUCACAGUCAGCAACUCCUGGUACGACCUCUCCUACUCCAGUUGUUGUCGGUAGCGGUAUCGGCGGGCUAUGUGCGGCCGCCAUGCUGGCAAAGUAUGGGUACACAGUGGCCGUACUCGAGUCGCAUAAUGUCCCAGGCGGCGCUGCGCAUGGAUUUACCGCGCGUGAUCCAAAAAUUGAAGGCGAGUUUCGUUUCGAUACCGGGCCAUCCUUCUUUUCCGGAAUAAAUUCGGAUACACCAGCCAAAGCUUCGAAUCCGUUGAGAACAGUCUUGGACGCGAUUGAUGAAAGGGUUGAAUGUGUUCCAUACACUACGUUUGGUUUGCAAUUCCCCGAAGGUAAUUUUGAGCACUCUUGUUUCUUUGGAGCACAGGGUGGCCUUCUAGAACAGCUCCAGGGAACCACCGCGCAAAAAGAAUGGCAAGCCCUCAUGCAAAGCAUGGGCCCCUUAGAAAAAGCCGUAGCGGCCUUGCCGACAGCCGCCUUACGUGGUGACAUUGGCCUGCUGUUGACCGCCGCUCCGUUUUUGCCGAACUUUACUACGCUCAAUCCUCUUGAAAAUCUCAAACUCACCCAGCCAUUUAGUGCCAUCGUAAAUCCAUCUGUGUCGAACGUGUUCACGCGAAAUUGGCUAGACUUGCUGUGCUUUUGUCUUUCUGGGUUACCAGCAAAGGGUACAAUUACGGCUGAAAUGGCCAUGAUGAUGGGAGAGUUCUACGCCCCUGGCGCCGUCAUGGAUUGCCCCAAAGGCGGAGCCCAAUCCAUUGUAAAAGCCUUAGUUCGAGGAAUUGAAAAGUAUGGUGGUGAAGUUGUUUGCAAUACGCACGUGCAGGAAAUUGUGGUGGAAAACGAAAAGGCUGUUGGUGUUGUAAUCAAGCAAGGCAAACAAAGAGUUGCCGCUUCCAAGGCAGUGAUAAGCAAUUUGUCGGUUUGGGACUUGUUUGGCAGUGGCAUUUUGGAUACCACCCUUUUGCCAAAUUCUCUUGUCCAGCAGAAGUUGUCCACUCCAUUGGGUAAAUCUUUCAUGCAUUUGCAUGUAGGAUUCCGCAUGUCCAAAGGGGAGCUACAAACCUUGCAAGCACACUAUAUGCAUAUGGAAGACUGGGGUCGAGGCGUCCAAGAUGAAGACAAUGCAGUCCUGGUCUCCAUUCCUUCUGUUCACGAUGAUACAUUAGCACCGGAAGGAUACGCAGUUUUGCACAUAUACACACCUGCCACCGAAGACUUUACACGCUGGGAAAAUGUUCAAAGUAAAGAAGCAUACGAAAAACUGAAGGAGGAACGCAGUCAGUAUCUAUGGAAGGUACUGACUCGGAUUGUCCCAGACAUUCGCGAGAGGGCCCGGAUUGUUCGUGUAGGUACUCCUCUGACUCACCAACGGUUUCUGCGUCGGUACAAAGGAUCAUAUGGACCCGCCAUCCAGGCCGGCGUAGGAUCGUUUCCAUUCGCGGGUACUCCGAUUCGACAAUUACUAACCUGCGGGGAUUCUUGCUUUCCUGGUAUUGGCGUACCAGCUGUGGCAGGAUCCGGCCUUUUGGCCGCGCACUCUGUAUCUUGGGAUUCAAUUGGACCCCAGCAAGAUCUUCUUAAAACCUUGCAGAAGAGGAAAUAAAUUAUCCUCUUUCAUAAAUAUUAUCUAAUUUAUUUCUACUUGG